Molecule: messenger RNA, 1881 nt
Organism: Passer domesticus (house sparrow)
Lineage: Eukaryota; Metazoa; Chordata; Aves; Passeriformes; Passeridae
Gene: LSM10
Product: LSM10, U7 small nuclear RNA associated
Exons: 2
Coding region: 595-1725 (376 amino acids)
Biological process (GO): mRNA 3'-end processing by stem-loop binding and cleavage
Cellular component (GO): cytoplasmic U snRNP body; nuclear body
Molecular function (GO): histone pre-mRNA DCP binding; U7 snRNA binding
Source: RefSeq, a predicted model, not a curated record
GAGGGGCGGCGUGCGGGGAGUGUGCGAGGGAUGCUGGAGUGCGAGGGGUGGUGUGAGAGCAGGCGGGUGUGCAGGUGGGUGUGAAAGGAGCCGUGGGUGUGCAGGUGAGUGUGAAAGGAGCCGUGGGUGUGCAGGUGGCCGUGUGACCGGUUCUACGUGUGCAGGUGAGAGUGCGAGGGGCGAGGUGUGAGCGUGCAGGUGAGCGAUCGAGGGCUGGUCCAUGUUCAGGUGUGUGUGCAGGGUUUGCUCCGUGGGCAGGUGUGUGUGCAGGGGCUCAUCCGUGUUCAGGUGUGUGUGUUCAGGGCUUGGUCCAUGUUCAGGUGUGUGUGCAGGGCUUGCUCCGUGGGCAGGUGUGUGUGCAGGGGCUCAUCCGUGUUCAGGUGUGUGUGUUCAGGGCUUGGUCCAUGUUCAGGUGUGCGUGCAGGGGGGUUGGUUCAUAUUCAGGUUUGUGUUCAGGGGUUAGGCUCUGGGCAGGAUAUGGUCCAUGGGCAGAUGUGUGUGCAAGGAAUGGUUCAUGUUUAGGUGUGUGUGCAGGGGUUGGUUCAUGUUCAGGUGUGUGUGCAAUGGUUGGUCUGUGGGCAGGAUUUGGUCCAUAUGCAGGGAUUGCUCUAUGUUCAGGGGUCAGUCCAUGUUCAGGUGUGUCUGAUGGGGUCGGUCCAUGUUGAGGGUUUGGUCCAUGUUCAGGUGUGUGUGCAGGGGUCAGUCCAUGUUCAGGGGUCGGUACAUGUUCAGGUCCAUGUUCAGGGUUUGGUCCAUGUUCAGGUGUGUGUGCAGGGGUCAGUCCAUGUUCAGGGGUCGGUACAUGUUCAGGUCCAUGCUCAGGGUUUGGUCCAUGUUCAGGUGUGUGUGCAGGAGCUGGCCCAUGUUGAGGUGUGUGUGCAGGGGUUGGUCCGUGGGCAGGAUGUGGUCCAUGUUCAGGUCCAUGCUCAGGGUUUGGUCCAUGUUCAGGUGUGUGUGCAGGGCUUGGCCCAUGGGCAAGGGUUGGUCCAUGUUCAGGUGUGUGUGCAGGGGUCAGUCCAUGUUCAGGGUUUGGUCCAUGUUCAGGUGUGUGUGCAGGGGUCAGUCCAUGUUCAGGGGUCGGUACAUGUUCAGGUCCAUGUUCAGGGUUUGGUCCAUGUUCAGGUGUGUGUGCAGGAGCUGGCCCAUGUUGAGGUGUGUGUGCAGGGGUUGGUCCGUGGGCAGGAUGUGGUCCAUGUUCAGGGUUUGGUCCAUGUUCAGGUGUGUGUGCAGGAGCUGGCCCAUGUUCAGUUGUGUGUGCAGGGCUUGGCCCAUGGGCAGGGACUGCUCCGUGUGAGGCCCAGCAGGCGGCUGUCCCCAGCCCCUGUCCCCAGCCCCUGUCCCGCCGCAGCCGCCAUGGAGGUGAGCCACUCCCUGAAGGAGCGCACCAUCGCCGAGAACAGCCUGGUGAUCCUGCUGCAGGGCCUGCGCGGCCGCGUCACCACCGUGGAGCUGCGCGACGAGAGCGCGGCCGCGGGGCGCGUCACCAGCGUGGACGCCUUCAUGAACGUGCGCCUGGCCCAGGUGACCUUCACGGACCGGCGCGGCGCCGUGUCCCAGCUGGACGAGCUCUUUGUGACCGGCAGGAACAUCCGCUACGUGCACAUCCCCGACGAGGUGGACAUCCGCGCCGCCAUCGAGGAGCAGCUGCAGGCCAUCCACAGGGUGCGCUACUUCGGCGGCCGCGACAAGGGCCGCAGCGAGUUCCCUCACGCCAAGCACAAGUGAGGGCCAGGGUGGACGUGUCCCUUCGAUGGACUGCCAGCUCCCUCUGUCCCACCCAAGGAACGUUUUCCCCCAGGGGUUUGAGGGUGUGCUGUUCCCCCCACCUGCAGAGGAGCAGGACUGGUUUUUGUAGUGAAUAAUAACACCGCGUAAAGGCUC